AUGACAGUGACCUACACCAACCGCGUGGCAGAUGCCCGCCUGGGCACCUUCUCCCAGCUCCUGCUCCAGUGGAAGGGCAGCAUCUACAAGCUGCUCUACUCCGAGUUCCUGAUCUUCAUCUCUCUCUACUUCACCAUCAGCCUUGUCUACAGGCUGAUCCUGAGCGAGAGCCAAAGGCUGAUGUUUGAGAAGCUGGCGCUGUACUGCAACAGCUACGCUGAGCUAAUCCCCGUGUCCUUCGUGCUGGGUUUCUACGUGGCCCUGGUGGUGUCCCGCUGGUGGGCCCAGUACGAGAGCAUCCCAUGGCCAGACCGGAUCAUGAACCUGGUGUCCUGCAACGUGGAUGGGGAGGACGAGUACGGGAGGCUCCUGCGCCGCACCCUGAUGCGCUACAGCAACCUGGUCAGCGUGCUGAUCCUGCGCUCCGUCAGCACCGCCGUCUACAAGCGCUUCCCCAGCAUGGAGCACGUCGUGAGGGCAGGCCUCAUGACACCAGAAGAGCACAAGAAGUUUGAGAGCUUGAAUUCCCCCCACAACAAGUUUUGGAUCCCGUGUGUGUGGUUCUCCAACCUGGCUGUGAAGGCGAGGAAUGACGGCAGGAUCCGGGACAGCGUGCUGCUCCAAGGCAUCCUGAAUGAGCUCAACACCUUGCGCAGCCAGUGUGGGAAACUCUAUGGAUAUGACUGGAUCAGCAUCCCUCUGGUCUACACCCAGGUGGUGACUGUGGCCGUUUACAGCUUCUUCCUGGCCUGUCUGAUUGGGAGGCAAUUCCUGGAUCCAGAGAAAGCAUAUCCAGGCCAUGAGCUGGAUCUCUUUGUGCCCGUCUUUACAUUUUUGCAAUUCUUCUUCUAUGCUGGCUGGUUAAAGGUGGCUGAGCAGCUCAUCAACCCUUUUGGGGAGGACGACGAUGACUUUGAAGCCAACUGGCUCAUUGACAGAAACCUGCAGGUCUCCCUCAUGGCAGUGGAUGAGAUGCACCAGGAUUUACCCAUUCUGGAGAAGGACCUCUACUGGAACGAGCCCGAUCCCCAGCCACCCUACACCGCAGCCACUGCUGAGUAUAAGCGCCCAUCCUUCCUGGGCUCCACUUUUGACAUCAGCAUGCAGAAGGAAGAGAUGGAGUUCCAGCCCCUGGAGCAGAUUAAAGAGAACGAGGAGGCCAACCACUCCACUCCCUUGCUGGGACACCUGGGCCGUCUCCUGGGUGUCCAGUCCCCAAACUUCUCCAGGUCCUCUUCCCGGAUGAACCUGCUGCGCCGGCGAGGAGAUCCCGCGUCGCCCUUCUCCCAUUAUACCUACCAGGACAUGGGGAAGGUCGGAAGUCCUUGUGGCAUCAAUCAGCCAAGAGGAGACUCCCAGGAGCAGUGGGACAGCGAAGAGGGAAAACUAAGGGAGUUUGAUGCUUUCAUGUCCACCCCCUUUUACGAGAGGCCUGGGUUCUACAGCGCUCCGCAGACGCCCAUCAGCUCCAUCCCCAUGAUUUUCCCUUCCCGGCGCCAAGGGCGCAAGAAGCCACCGGCACUCUCCAGCAUCGCUGCGUGCUCCACUUCCCUUCGGGAUGUCAUUGUCAACGCCUCCCCUUCCAGGGCCAGCGAUGUGGACAAGAGCCAGAGCUCCCUGGGCUCUGCUGCAAAGGAAACCUUUGUUUGGCCAACAGAGCGGAGCAAAGGUCCUGACUCUGUGGCUGUGACAGUAGAAGAAGGAAAGAGCAGCUCCAGGGAAGCAGCCACCACGGGAAGCCCAGGAGCACAGUCCACAGCAUCCAACAGCCCCAAAUUCCCCUUCCUACCAGAGACCCCUGAGCAUGAGAAGCACGGCAGCUUCAAAAGCCUGAAGAACUCCAAAGCCUCACGCCCACCCUGGCUAAACCUGGAGAGCACGGCCUCAGCCACUCCCAAUUCUGAGCAUUCCAGUGCCUUUCACACCCCCAGUAACAAAACCCCCGGAGGCAGCACCUCCCUCUGCUUCUCCUUCACUCCUGUCACCUCUCCAGCCCUGGAAAGGUCCCACAAAGGCAACCUGGGCCCUGAGGCUCGCAGCCUCAGUUUGGAAGAUGCAGCCAGCGCUCCAGACCAGCACCCAGAGGUUUCCAGGAACAUGAGAGACACUGGGAAUGGAAAUACCAACCCCCCAGCUCCUAAAGAGCCCAGGAGAGCAGAGAGUCCAUCCCCCAAUGACUCUGGAAUCUCCCUAGCUGAGGGUGACUACGUGGGGCUGAUGGAGGUGAUCCUGGAGGCCAGUGAAAGCCCAGGGGAGGAGCAGAUAGACCAGUAUAGCUAAAGGGGAAUCCAUGGGAUACCUGCCUUAUCUUGGC
Messenger RNA from Pyrgilauda ruficollis (rufous-necked snowfinch), 2314 nucleotides. RefSeq names its product bestrophin-1-like. NCBI's taxonomy places the organism in Eukaryota, Metazoa, Chordata, Aves, Passeriformes, Passeridae. The record is from RefSeq and is a predicted model, not a curated record. The coding region runs from base 1 to 2280 and encodes 759 amino acids. Gene Ontology annotation, molecular function: chloride channel activity. The transcript has 9 exons.